Molecule: messenger RNA, 1289 nt
Organism: Glycine soja
Lineage: Eukaryota; Viridiplantae; Streptophyta; Magnoliopsida; Fabales; Fabaceae
Product: U3 small nucleolar ribonucleoprotein protein IMP4-like
Exons: 9
Coding region: 206-1087 (293 amino acids)
Biological process (GO): rRNA processing
Cellular component (GO): Mpp10 complex; small-subunit processome; nucleolus
Molecular function (GO): snoRNA binding; rRNA primary transcript binding
Source: RefSeq, a predicted model, not a curated record
UAGAGGCACAGAAAGGCAGGGGUUUUGCUCCAACCUUACUUUUCCGUCUCUUGUUUUUUCUUUCCUUCCUUCUCUCAUCUUCCCAGCCGCCGCUUCAUACUGUCUUCACUCCGUUGCCUGUGUUUUUCUUUCUUCCUUUAUUUCUAUUCAACGGAUCGGAACGGUGCACUGUGAAAGGGUUUUUGUUUUGUGAGUGUAUUAAAAAAUGCUGCGUAGAAACAUCCGUUUGAGGAGAGAGUAUUUGUACCGAAAGAGCUUAGAAGGCAAAGAACGCUUGCUCUACGAAAAGAAGCGCAAAAUCAGAGAAGCUCUUCAAGAAGGGAAACCCAUACCCACUGAACUCAGAAACGAGGAAGCUGCUCUUCGCCGCGAAAUCGACCUCGAAGAUGAAAACACCGCUGUUCCGAGAACGCACAUUGACGAUGAGUAUGCUUAUGCUGCGGAAAAGGAUCCUAAAAUUUUGCUGACUACUUCCAGGGAUCCGAGUGCUCCUCUUCAACAGUUUGUUAAGGAGUUGAGUUUUGUGUUUCCCAAUGCACAGAGGAUGAAUCGCGGUGGUCAGGUUAUCUCAGAGAUUAUAGAAUCUUGUCGUGCACAUGACUAUACAGAUGUUGUUUUGGUCCAUGAACAUCGUGGUGUACCAGACGGUUUAAUUGUUUGCCAUCUACCAUUUGGUCCAACUGCAUAUUUUGGAUUACUCAACGUGGUUACAAGGCAUGAAAUUAAAGACAAGAAAGCCAUUGGAACAAUGCCUGAGGCUUAUCCACAUCUGAUUCUUGAUAAUUUCUCAUCUAAGUUAGGUGACAGAACCGCAAACAUUCUGAAGCAUCUUUUUCCAGUGCCAAAACCAGACACAAAACGUAUUGUCACCUUUUCCAACCAGUCUGACUAUAUCUCGUUCAGGCAUCAUAUUUAUGAAAAGCAUGGGGGCCCUAAAUCUAUAGAACUGAAGGAAAUUGGUCCCCGGUUUGAGUUACGGCUUUAUCAGAUAAAGUUGGGAACGGUGGAUCAAGCUGAAGCUCAAAUAGAAUGGGUCAUCAGACCUUACAUGAACACCACCAAAAAGCGGAAAUUUCUCAGUAAUUGAUGCAAGCAUAGUGUUUGUUCAGCUAAACCAUAUGAUUAUACAUUUUGAGCUCGCAUUUCACUGACUGUACUUUAAGGAUGUGUUAAGUUGAUUAGGUUGAUAAACAAGCUUUUUUUUUUUUUUUUUUUUUUAAUGAAAACACUGUCUUUUGACAGAGCAAAGUUUUGAGCAAAUGAAAAUGAAAAUGUACUUGCUUUUGGAU